This is a messenger RNA of Lachnellula hyalina, 354 nucleotides long. RefSeq lists its product as uncharacterized. The record is from RefSeq and is a predicted model, not a curated record. The coding region runs from base 1 to 354 and encodes 117 amino acids. NCBI's taxonomy places the organism in Eukaryota, Fungi, Ascomycota, Leotiomycetes, Helotiales, Lachnaceae. The transcript has 3 exons.
AUGGCAUCACGAAUCCUUACCCCAACUCUCCGCAGUACCCGCGCCAUCUCUACAUCCACCCCUUCCCUGGCCCUCCGCAGCUUCCACAGCUCCCCCGCAAGACUGGCAGAUGUCGCAACACCACUACCUGUCCGGAAACCAUACGGUGCUUUCCGUGGAGGCUUAAUGGGCUUCCUUCUAGGAAGCACGCUCGCAGGCGCGGGUGUCUACUAUUAUGUCUUGGAGGAGUAUAAGGUGUCGAAUGAGCUCUUGACAGAGGAUAUCUAUACCCUACAAUCGUCCGUUCAGCGCGUGCAUUCGUACGUGCAGAGCUUGGAGGAGAAGCUCGCUGAGUUGGAGAGGAAGAAGAAAUGA